Canariomyces notabilis is the source of this 4233-nucleotide messenger RNA. RefSeq lists its product as uncharacterized. Gene Ontology annotation, biological process: inositol metabolic process; inositol phosphate biosynthetic process. Gene Ontology annotation, cellular component: cytosol. Bases 1 to 4233 code for a protein of 1410 amino acids. The transcript is spliced from 6 exons. Gene Ontology annotation, molecular function: diphosphoinositol pentakisphosphate kinase activity; 5-diphosphoinositol pentakisphosphate 1-kinase activity; inositol hexakisphosphate kinase activity. NCBI's taxonomy places the organism in Eukaryota, Fungi, Ascomycota, Sordariomycetes, Sordariales, Chaetomiaceae. The record is from RefSeq and is a predicted model, not a curated record.
AUGGCCCCGCCUUCCACCAGCUUCCCAGACACCUGCGAAGACACCUCCGAAGAGGCUGUAGCUCCAGCGCACUCGGUCCAGGACGCUGCGACCCUCGAGGACGCCCACGGCACACCCGAUAUACCUCGUCCCCUGGUGGGCACGAACAGUGAUACAAACCACUACCGUAACUUUCCUGAGCCCUCCAUGCACAGCGCCCGCUCGUCCAUCUCGGACGCUGUCAUCACCAACCGUCUGAGCGCGGGCUCCAUGUACAGUUUCGCCUCAGUCCGCGGUAACCCGAGCCCGGCAGCCUCAGCCUACGGGAGCGAUGUUGGCGGUACCACCGGAGCGCCGGUCCAACGGUCCGUGCCCGGGUUCCUGGCGCCGUCUGGCGGCGCCAAGGCUCUCGCCACCGCACAGGCCGAACCCGGCGUGUCGAGCGUGACUGUUGCGGCCUCCUCCUCCUCCUCCCAGGGCGUACAGCAGCCCAUUCAUCGCGAAGCACACGCGCCGCACCUCGGUGAUAUGGCAAAGAAGUCGCAGCAGCAGCAGCAGCAGACCGCAAAUCCCACACCGCGCCCGCAGCCGACUCGCUCUCGCAGCCGGGCAAAGCGUAGGUUCAGCGGGAGCACUGCCGCCAGCAGCCACAGCCCAAGCGGCGACCGCGCCUUGUCACACCGCCCGGAGAAGGAAGAGCACAAGCCGGCCCCAUGGGGUGUCAUUGGCGUGUGUGCCCUUGAUGUCAAGGCGCGGAGCAAGCCAAGUAGGAACAUAUUGAAUAGGUUAAUACAGAACCGCGAGUUUGACGUCUGUGUCUUCGGGGACAAGGUUAUUCUCGACGAGGAGGUGGAAAAUUGGCCCAUAUGUGAUUACCUUAUCUCGUUUUACUCGGAUGGCUUCCCCCUAGAGAAAGCCAUAGCCUACGUCAAGGCUCGCAAGCCCUUCUGCGUCAACGAUGUGCCCAUGCAAAAAAUUCUCUGGGACCGCCGUCUCUGCCUGCGGCUACUCGAUCGCAUCGGCGUGCCCACUCCCCGACGCAUAGAGGUAAACCGCGAUGGCGGCCCGAAGCUGCUCACUCCCGACAUCUGCAAGCACAUCCGGGACCUCACCGGAAUCGUCUUCGAGCCCACCGACCCUGACCCUGCCAAGGCUAGCACGAUAGCGCCCCGGAAGGUUGAACUGCUCGACGGCGGCGACAUACUUUCGGUCGACGGCACCUUGAUCAAAAAGCCUUUUGUUGAGAAGCCGACAAGCGGCGAGGACCAUAACAUAAUCAUAUACUUUCCCUCGUCGGCUGGUGGCGGCGCCCGCAAGCUGUUUCGCAAGAUCGGCAACAAGAGCAGCGAGUACGUCGAGGGCUUGACGGUGCCGCGCGCCAUAACCCAGCCUAACGAUAGUUUCAUAUAUGAGCGCUUUAUGCAAGUAGAUAACGCCGAAGAUGUCAAGGCAUACACGGUCGGCCCAUCGUACUGUCAUGCCGAAACCAGAAAAUCUCCGGUCGUGGACGGCGUGGUGCGACGCAACACGCAUGGAAAGGAGGUGCGGUACGUCACAGCGCUAAGCAGCGAAGAGAAGGAAAUUGCGAGCAAAAUCAGCACAACCUUUGGCCAGCGCGUCUGCGGUUUCGACUUCCUGCGGGCUGGCGGAAAGAGCUAUGUUAUCGACGUUAACGGCUGGAGCUUCGUCAAGGAUAACGAGGACUACUAUGACCACUGUGCCAGCAUCCUCAGGGAUAUGUUUAUGAAGGAGAAACUGCGCAGAGAUGGAAGGACGCCUCCCAUGCUGUCUCCGGCAAUUUCGGAUGUGGAUCCACUGGCAGCCCGGGCUGCCUCGGCGAACAAAGAGAGGGAGCACCCGCUUGCCUCGUCGCAGGGAAGACCAAGCAUCGAGAAGGCAGCUCGAGACUCGCCGGUUGAAUCGCUCCCGUCCACCAAGGCCGAGACCAAAUUCGGCAGCAUACCCGCGAGUCCGCUGGUCGCUCAGUUCCCGUCGUCCGUGGUCGACAGCGCGCCGUCCACUGCUGCGCCGUCCAUCAUGUCGGCCACGCCGUCGAUGCUGCCAGAAAACGCGGUGCAAGAAGAGCAAGAACCGCCACCGCCGCCGCCCCCCAAGCCCAGUUGGAAGCUCAAGGGUGUCGUAUCGGUCAUCCGCCACGCGGACCGCACGCCCAAACAAAAGUACAAGUUCACCUUCCAUACGGCACCCUUCAUCGAGCUACUCAAAGGCCACCAGGAGGAGGUCCUCCUCAUUGGCGAGCCCGCCCUGGCGAGCGUACUCGAAGCUGUCGACGUAGCCAUGAGAGCGGGCAUUGAAGACCGCGGAAAGCUCAAGGCUCUGCGCAACGUCUUGAUCAAGAAGGGUAGCUGGGCCGGGACCAAGGUGCAGAUCAAGCCCAUGUUCCGGAAGAAGACCGAGUCGAAACCGGCCGAGGAGCACCAGGGCACCGCCAAGGAUGACCGGCUGGUCGAGGAACCAGAUGGAGCCAACAAGGAUGACGGUAAAGUGCCACGCAAGCCGCCUAAGAGGCACGACUCGCUCUCUGGCGUGACCAUGUCCAAGUUUACGGCUGCCGAGGAGAGCCUUGUACUUGACAAGCUACAACUGAUAGUUAAAUGGGGUGGGGAGCCGACGCAUUCGGCGCGAUACCAGUCCCAGGAACUUGGAGAGAACAUGCGAUCCGACUUGGGGCUCAUGAACCGCGAGGUGCUGGAUGAGGUGCAUGUCUUUAGCAGCAGCGAGCGGCGCGUCGUGACGAGCGCCCAGAUCUGGGCCGCCAGCUUCCUCAACAAGAAGGACUUGCCUGAGGACUUCAUCACGAUCCGCAAGGACCUGCUGGACGACUCCAACGCGGCCAAGGACGAAAUGGACAAAGUCAAGAAGAAGCUUAAGGGGCUGCUUCGCAAGGGCAACGAACGUCCGCCGCAGUUCGCCUGGCCUGCAAACAUGCCGGAGCCGUCCGAAGUGCAGACAAGGGUCGUACAGCUGAUGAACUUUCACCGCAAGGUGAUGCAGCACAACUACGCCAAGCUGUCCAGCGGGUUCUCAAACUCGUCGAGCGGCACCGACCUGGUUAUGGACAAAGCCAUCGAGCAGAGCACCUCUGGCGCGUCGCUGUCCUCGCUCAACUCGGGCGGAUCACCAUCACAAGCUAGCCCUGUUAACAACAUCCAGGCGCGGUGGUGCUGCGGCGAGGAUGCGGAACUCUUCAAGGAGCGGUGGGAGAAGCUGUUUGCCGAAUUCUGCGACGGCGAGAAGGUUGAUCCUAGUAAGAUUUCUGAGUUGUACGAUACGAUGAAGUUUGACGCGCUGCACAACCGCCAGUUCCUCGAAUGGGUCUUCACGCCGCCCAAGGCGAUGCUCGAGGAGGAGUAUGGGGCCUCGUUCAGUGGCAAGACGACGCCACCAAAAGACGCUGAAGAUACCGGUUCAGAGAGAAGUGGUGGGUCUGGUACGCUCUCCGAGAAGAUCGAGAGCCAUGGUCACAAGGCCGUCAAGCGUAUCUUCCACAGGCGGUCGUUUCUCUACAACCCGCGGGGCGGCGUCGAGGCCGAGCUGCCCGAGAAGUAUUUCCAUCUGUACCGAGGCAACAGCCAGACCAAGGCCAAGACGGACGCCCGCUUCGAGCCGCUCCGAGAGCUGUACCAGCUCGCCAAGGUGCUGUUUGACUUCAUCUGCCCGCAGGAGUACGGGAUCUCGGACAGUGAAAAGCUUGAAAUCGGCCUCCUCACCUCCCUCCCGCUCCUCAAGGAAAUCGUGCAGGAUCUGGAAGACAUGCAGGCGUCGGACGAGGCCAAGUGCUUCAUCUACUUCACCAAGGAGUCGCACAUCUACACGCUGCUCAACUGCAUCUUGGAGGGUGGGCUCGAGACCAAGAUCAAGCGGGCGACAAUCCCCGAGCUCGACUACCUGUCGCAGAUCUCGUUCGAGCUGUACGAAAUGCCGGCCAACCCUCCCAUUAACAGCGACGGGAGCCCCGUAUUCAACUACAGCAUUAAGAUCACCAUAAGCCCGGGUUGCCACGUCUUUGACCCGCUCGACGUGCAGCUCGACAGCAGGCACUGCAUCGGAUGCGCGCCGCGCCGAAGCCUGACAGCCCACGCCGACUGGAUGGUGGUGAUUGAGACUCUGCGGGCAAAGUUCCACCAGGUGAAACUGCCCAAGACGUUCCUAGCCGUCAACCUUUCGGAUGCCUUCACUUUCCAAGAGAAGCAGCAUCAGGAUCCACCUAAAGCAGGCGAGGGUGGCGAGUGA